AUGAGCGGGCUCUGCGCUCGACGUCUUUUCCGCAACGGGGGCUGCGCUCUUCUCGCUGCUUUCUUCAUAGUUCAGCAGCCCGAUGGUGGAGAAUCUGUUUUCAAUGACCUCACAGGGGCAUCAGUAGAGUUGCCAGUACAGCCAACCCCACCGCAGCCACCGCUGCAGGGCGGGGCCUCGCCCUUUCCACAGCAACUGCUUGGCAAACACAGCUUCGUCCCACAAGCGGAAGGAACCACAACGACUGCAGGCCCUUCGCUCCCAACGCAGCAACCUGGGACGGCAGGAUACGCGUCUGCAUUCACUCAGUUCCUCGGCACUGCAACCCCUGCGGUGCCACCGACUCAACCACAGGCUCCAGCGGUACCAGCAGGGUUGCCGAGUCUUUACCAACCGCCGUUUUUGGACUUUUACGGCAGUCCAACAGCAAGUGCAGUAGGGGCAGUAGCGACAGCAGGAAACGCAGCAGGUUCGGCUGGAGGCGCAGCAGGACUAGCAGGUGGAAGCUGGCCCCCAUUUGGUAGCCGCGCGCAGAAUGCGCUUGCAGCAGGCUUGCCUGUACAUACAGCAGAAGUGGGAGAUGUGACGGGUGCAGCACCGGUGACAGACACCAGCGUUCCAGUUGGAUUUCUUUCGAGUGCCAAUGGCGUGUAUAAAGUUCCUCGCUUUCCUUCUGGCGUCCAGUCUGUUAGUGAACCGAACGAGGAGGCAAUUAAGAAGUGCAUAUUGCGAAUCUCGGCGUCGCAGAUGACGAGUGGAUUCAGUGAUACUUUGAAGUCUGGGGGUGUUCAGAUAACAGGUAGUGCAUACUCCCAGUUGCUGCGCCUAGUGGGCACCAGCUCGCCUCGCUACACUUCCAAAUUGAGCGCCCCCAUAGUGUUAUUCCAGAGGGCCGUAGGGACACGAAUCAGUUACGAGAUUAGGGUGGCUGUUCCUCAGGGCUGUGUCCUACUUCCCAGCGACCCAAAUUUGAUGGGUCUGAUCAGAAGAGAGGGCAAAUAUAUUGUUGAAGCGGCGAUACGGCUCCAACCCGACAUGCUCGCGGAGUACACGUCCUCUGUGGCGGCAGUUCCAGCUGAUGUCGUGGCGUUUGCGGCAGCGCUUGCUCCCAAUUCGAAUUUUCAGCCGUUGGGGCAUUGCGUAUAUGUGGCUCAUUUUACAACCAAGCCCGAGAAUAUCCAGCUAUUUGCGUCGUAUACUCAAGUCAAGGUUGUCGGUGUUACAGCGAUGGGCAUGGAAACGCUACAGCUGCAGAUUCCCCUAUCUUGUUUGCCGCAAUCGCUGCACCGUACCGCAUUGUGGUCCGUUGGACUGCACUCUGGGACUGCAGUAAUUGUUGCUUUCAGCCCGCCGCCCAAGGCCGAGCCUGAGUGGUUUGUUGUGCGGACAACUGGUGACGAAGCAGCCUUCAGUCGCCUUACAGGAUCACGUCCCUGA
Messenger RNA from Eimeria necatrix, 1437 nucleotides. RefSeq lists its product as hypothetical. The coding region runs from base 1 to 1437 and encodes 478 amino acids. The transcript has a single exon. NCBI's taxonomy places the organism in Eukaryota, Apicomplexa, Conoidasida, Eucoccidiorida, Eimeriidae. The record is from RefSeq and is a predicted model, not a curated record.